AUGGCAAAAAUGGGUUUUCCUUCUUACAUAUUAAUACUAACGUUUUCUUUGUUUUCUCAAGGUAUUUUAUUUUCAGCAUCCAAGUCAAUAAGAAAUUUAGAAGAUGACAUGGUAUUUAAUACAUUCAGGCUGGGGAAAGCCUUUCAAAAGGAAGAUAAUGCAGAAAAAUCAGUUGUUGCUCCUUCCCUGGAACAAUAUAAAAAUGAUGAGAGCAGUUUUGUAAACGACGACGAAAACAAAAUUUCAAAGAACGCAGGCUCCAAACAUAAUUUCUUAAAUCAUGGUCUGCCACUGAAUCUGGCUAUAAAACCUUAUCUUACAUUAAAAGGAUCUGUAGCUUUUCCAGCUGAGAAUGGAGUUCGGAAUACUGAAUCAACACAAGAAAAGAGAGAGAUUGGAGAUGAAGAAAACUCGGCUAAAUUUCCUAUUGGAAGGAGAGAUUUUGACAUGCUCAGGUGUAUGCUGGGAAGAGUCUACCGACCUUGUUGGCAAGUCUGA
Cynocephalus volans (Philippine flying lemur) is the source of this 498-nucleotide messenger RNA. It is a transcript of the gene PMCH, whose product is annotated as pro-melanin concentrating hormone. NCBI's taxonomy places the organism in Eukaryota, Metazoa, Chordata, Mammalia, Dermoptera, Cynocephalidae. Gene Ontology annotation, biological process: chemical synaptic transmission; behavior. The transcript has 3 exons. Gene Ontology annotation, molecular function: melanin-concentrating hormone activity; type 1 melanin-concentrating hormone receptor binding. The record is from RefSeq and is a predicted model, not a curated record. The coding region runs from base 1 to 498 and encodes 165 amino acids.